AUGGCGGGUGGAGGAGACGAUGGUGUGCGUGGGCAACUGCAUGCCAAAAAGCCGGCUGUUUUGAAAACCGUUGACGGAUCCGUUAUAGUCGUUGAUGAACUUCUCUGUUUUGUUACCAAUAAAAUGAACACUUUGUCAACUGAUGAGAUUGUGAAGCUUGUGUCGACUUGCUUUAAAUCAGAAGAAAUAGAGCAGUCCAAAAAGGUACUUUUCGAUGUUUGCAGCAGCAUGAAUGAUCACGUUACUGUGAGGAAUGUUGCGCAUAAAGGCCCAUCAAGGGAUGUAAAUAACAUUAAGACGUGUAUUAAACUGUUAUUGGAGUGCGGUGACAAGAUCCCCACUUUUGUUGCCAAGGAUUUGGACAGGCUACCUCCUGUUGGGUUCGACAACAUAGAUGUCUCAGCUCUGCUAGGGCGGCUGCUAAAGCUGGAAUGUGAAAUGGCCGACAUGAAGGAGUCUGUGCAGUCCCAUGCGAAAGCUGCUGAAAAUCUUCAGAACAUGGCUGUAAUCAUGGACACUCGAAUGACGGAUGUAGAAGUAAAGGCAGUUGCGCAAACACCAGGGUCAACGUCAAUAAACUUCCCAGGCUUAGGUGCUACGUUGGAUGCUGCUGCUCCUGCCCCAAAGCCUCAGCCCAACAGUCCUGAUCAGACUCCCUGGAAUCAGGUGGUGCGACGAGGCGGUAAUAUGAAGACUCCCCCCGUAGGAGGCGAUCCUUCUAGGCCAGUGCAAGUGCUCCAUACUCCAAUGCAACCAAAGAGGAAGCCUGGUAUUGUGGGGAAAGCCAGCUCAGGGCGGAUUCAAGCUGUGCAAACAAAGCUUGUUAAUGUAUUCGCCACAAGAUUUGACCCUGAGCUGGAUGCCGACACACUAGGAGAUUUUCUCCAGGAGAAGAUAAAUGACACUGUUACUUGCAAUAAAAUUGUUACAGAAAGAUCCAGAUUUGGGUCUUUUCAUAUCUCAGCAGUCUGUCAAAAUGUAGAGGAUAUGUACGACCCAGAUGUGUGGCCGGAAGGAGUUUUUGUGAGGAGGUAUUACGAGCCUCGCAAACUUCAAGCUUCCCUGCCUGGUGCAGAGUCUCUGCGGAAAUUCAGAAAGCUUGAGCACUCUACCCCAGUGCCUACUGGCACAGUUAAUGCAGAUCGUGGGGAUGAUAAGCUGGAGUCUUAA
This is a messenger RNA of Strongylocentrotus purpuratus (purple sea urchin), 1170 nucleotides long. RefSeq lists its product as uncharacterized. Lineage: Eukaryota; Metazoa; Echinodermata; Echinoidea; Camarodonta; Strongylocentrotidae. Bases 1 to 1170 code for a protein of 389 amino acids. The transcript has a single exon. The record is from RefSeq and is a predicted model, not a curated record.